GGUGUAUCUGUGCAGUUCGGUUUUGAUAUUUACUUCGUUUGUUUCUUUAUUUGCCUCAACUGCGGUGGAUAUGGGUUACGUGGGAUCGAGUUGAUUGCGGUUAGGCCAACAUAACAGCCUCGUAUUUUUUAUUUUAUUUUAUUUUUUAUUUGUUCUCUUCUAUCGAUUGAUAACGGAAGAGGAUGGUGAAUCGUCGAUGGCUCUUAUGUGAGUUAUGGAUGAUGUAGUCCCCAUAUAGUUUGCGUUCCCGGGAUUUAUGGAGAGGGAAACCAAAGCCGGACAAAGUGCGCUAGAUGAAAAGCGAUCGUUUCAUCUUUUUAUUUUAAAGCUUAGACAUUUUUGUUUGGUGUGAGCGCGUUCUGUGUGUGUGUGUGUGUGUGUGUGUGUUUAAUCUCUGUGUGUGGUCCACAGAUCGCAGCCUAUCGUGAUUUAUGACCGGAACUUUUUGUUUCUUUCUUGCGUUAACCAAUCCUAUACUAUAUAUAAGAGGAGCGAUUGUACGAAGUGACAAGAUGACGUCAAAGGAUCUCAUUUUCCGUCUGCUUUCAAUUGAUUUCAACGGGAAAUGGCGCUUGUAUUAUCAUCACGUUGCCGCAACUCUUCUCGUCAGUUUUGUUCUUGUCCGCGAUUUUCUUCCAUAAACUCGGAUUCGGUUGCAUGACGGCUCUAAUUGAUUGAUGACAUCUAAACACACAGCCAAGAAAAUACAAACAAAAUAGCCAAAAAGAGAGAGAGAGAGAUUCUCCAGUUACUAUUUCUUUUUUUCUUUUUGGCUUAGCAGCUCACACACACACACACACACACCAUCGUUUGCGCUAUCACGAAGUGCGCGUAUCCGUGACGCUUUUCAGCCUCUGUGUGAGCGCGUGGUUGGCUAAUUUUUCCGUUCAUUGCGCUGUUGUUUGUGUCUGUGUGUGGAUUCGGUACGAAAAAUAAAAAUCUGAAAAAAAGAACGAACGGUACAAACUGCUGGUAACAAGCGUCGUGAUAUGCGCCGAUCAUGGCACCGGCCCCUACUCACUGGACGCGUUUCUUACAAUGUUCCACCUGCCUCUACAAGAAGCAACAGCGAUCCGAUGAGAAUGGCACCGAACCGCUGAUGAGUCGUCCAUCAUCCGGCGGUAGACAGGCUACCAUCUCGCCAUCUCGUCGGAUGGACUCUUUGUCGGGCUGUACAGAUAGAGGACCGUCAUCUUCAUCAUCCGCUAUGGAUUUGAGUUUCGUCACGGAACGAAUCUUGGCGCUAAGUUUCCCGCCCGAGAUGGACACGACCACGUACCGAGAAGCCCUCCACCAGGCGGCCAGCAUGUUGCAAACAAAACACGGCGACAAUUACAUGGUGUUCAACUUGUCGUUGCCAAGGAAGGAGAUUGGACUAUGGAACCCUCGAGUGCUGGACGUUGGCUGGCCGGACCAAUUGGCACCACCGUUGGAACGACUCUGCUCCGUCUGCCGAGCGCUUGAUUCUUGGCUACAGGCUGAUCCCCAACACGUCGCCGUUCUCCAUUCCAAGUGCGGCCUACAGCGAGUGGGCGUGGUGGUAGCGGCCUACUGCGAGUACACCGGACUGUGUCCGCCCAAUCAGCAGGACCAGCAAUCGUUGGACCGCUUCUCCAUGAAGCGGUUCCUGAACGAACGCGUCGGAGGCCUCCGCACCCCGUCCGACAAAAGGUAUGUGGAAUACUUUGCCGGACUGCUGUCGGGUGCCAUUCAGGUCAAUUCCAGUCCGCUCUUCCUGGAUCACGUCACCGUCGUCGGUAUUCCAGCUUUCCAGUCUAAUGGCGGUUGCCGUGCCUUUUUCAAAGUUUACCAGGGCAGCGUUCCAGUACACACAUCGUCCAUUUACAACUUGCACGACAGCGCUCGCCACUUUACCAUGUCACUGGGCGAACGCGGGCUGGCGCUUCGCGGCGACAUCCUGGUUAAAUGCUAUCACCGCCACCGGCUACCGGUAGAUGGCCGCGAGACCAUCUUUAGCCUCCAGUUCCACACUUGCGCCGUCACGCAGCACACGCUAGUCUUUCAGCGCCAAGAUUUGGACGAUGCCUGCCAAGAUUUGCGUUUCCCACUGGACGGUUCUGUGCGAUUACAUUUCUCAACGAGCCCCGAGUCCCGCCUAAUGGGCGUCAAUGAAACUCACACCCGCUACACGGUCGAGUCGUCGACAGGCGAUCCGGUCGUUCGUUGGGAUAGUUAUGACACUGUGACCGAUUCUGCUAGUUGUCCGGAUGACCAUCAUCGUGACGCCUCUUCGCCAGCUGGAUUGACACAAAAUCAGCGUUUAGCGCACACCUACGGCCCGUUGGAUGGCUCACUUUACGCCAAAGUGCUGAAACAGAACAACAGUCCGAAAGCAACGGCCAACAGUCCUCCGCCUUUGGUGGUGACGGCGACGACGGCCAGCGGAGGAGGCGAUCACAGGAGUGCCAGCCGAUUCAGCGAUCCGUCAUCUUCGUCUUUAACGUCGGGUGGGACGACGGCCGAUUAUCAUCACCUGCAUCAUCACCUGAACCACCUGAAUCAUCCUGUCCAGUUCCUCAACAGUCCGCAUGUGGCAUCGACCGAUUCGGGAAUCUCGUCGGCCGGUGUAGUGCGUAGCGGGGGAGGUAGCAGUACCCACAACCGAGACUUGGGAGGCAGUGGGAGCACAUCCGCAUCGCCUCCGCAUUCCGGCCGUUCGGCUGAGUCUUCAGGUGCUGGUGGGGUCUUUUUAGAUCCACCACCGCAGACUCCGAGUCCAGUGCAGCAACAACAACAACAACAGUUGUCGCCCCUACCGCAGGCGUUGCAGAGGAUGCCGAGUAUUGUGGAGACGAGGGCAGAAAUCCAUCGCGACGAUCGUGACGUCAUGAUGACGGGCUCUUCUUCAUCUUCGGCUCCGCCUCCAUCGCUAACGGCCACUGCCGAGUUGGACCAACUGUUGAGUGGUAUGCUGAUGAACGUUCAAAACAUCCCCGACAUUCGACCCGAGCACAGGCAUCAUUACCAUCAACGAGCAGACGACAUUGACGUCGACAGCAUUCAGGUGGAAUUCGAUCUGACGCCCAGUCGGGAUACGACCGAUCGUUCUGUUUCCUCGCCAUCGCAUCCAGCUGGCCGGAAAUCCAAUUCGGGAUACGUCUACGAGAGCGAUACCGUUCGGCGGGCUUAUCCGACUCCGCAAAGCAGCGUUAGCACGGAAGCGGUGAAAAUGCCUUCCGGUCCGGUUGCGCAAAAUCCGACAUCUCCGCUGCAGCAACAGCCAUCGGUCAGACCCAAAGAUAUUCCGUACCAUGCACGGGAGGACAGUAAACCGUUCACGUACGGCAUGGUGGGCAUGGCCAAUGGACACCAUCAACAGGAGAACGGAGGCGCCGGAAGUGUCGGUAAUGGGACGGAAUCGACGAUGGUGACGAGCACGCCGGUGGCCGGCGCUUCCAUCAAUGGACGCAACUGGAAAGAGUCCAGCAGCAACACGAUGAACGGCCAACAGGCGAGCAAACGCCUUGAAAGUCCGUCACUCGUUCGUAAGUUUUCUAACGGAUCGGAGCCUGUCAACAUCAGUCCUGUCCGCUCGUCUCCGAGGAUCCCCGUCCCGUCCAUCGCCGAUCCGGUCAGUCCGCGUCCCAUCCGUAAACUGAGCGGAAGUGUGCUGAUUUCAAACGGAGGGGGGGCCGGCACUUCGUCGCCAACAUCGUCCGAAAUCAACGCAACGUCCACCAGCAACUCGACCAUCCAACCGGUGGCCACGUCCAGUCCUCGACUGGACACUUCUCGAAAUCGAUCCGCUUCGACCAGCGAGAUGAUGAAGACCAUGCCAACGCCUUCUCCGCAGUUGCAGCAUCAAAUCUCGCUGGAGGAAACUAUCCAGGACAUCAGCACAUCGCCCGAUUCAUCCCGGAUGUCGACGUCUAACGAAAUGGCCGGUUUGUCGUGGCUUCAGCGUCAGCAGCAAAAACUACGCGAACGCAAGGAUUCGAUGCGAAGAGCUGAGCGCAAUCCGCAAGAAGUCCGGCUCAUGUCCGAGCUGCAGUCUAGCCGCCAGUUUAGAGGCCAGCUGUUGCAACACCAACAGUCGACGACAUCGACGAUUGGCGGCCAACGACCGGUGGACGACGCUGGUUACCUGAGUGACGUUACCUUGUUCUCCGAGCUGGACAUGGUCAAUACAUCUCGCGAAGGUUCGCCCGACAUCCGCAGCUUGUACGCCACGCCCCUUCACAUCAACACGGCCGGCACCUACGGCCAAUAUCAGCAGCCGAAAACGGGUCAAGCCGGGAGUGGCGUUAAUAAGACGCUGUCAUCUUCCAAUCCGGCAUCUCCGCUACUCACGCACCGUUCUGCCUCGUUGGAGCGCAACGGGCGGUACGUGAGCGGCGGCGGAGACAGCAUCCAACAACAACAACAGCAGCAGCAGCAACAACAACAACAGCAGCAGCAAAGGUUGACCCUAACGCGUCAAAAAUCAGAUAUGAGCCAUGACCGAGAACGGCCUUUCGUGGCCGUCAAGAGAGCUCACGAGCAGCAUAUGAAGACGCUCAACACCAGCAGUGGAGGCCAGCUGAAUCCCAAUGACCUGCUAGUGACCGCUGCCUCACCUUACGGUUUGAUUGGAUACCACCACCACGGCUCGACCUCACCAACAGACUCAGCUUCCAUGACUGGAACGUCGUCAGAGCCAGUCUCGUCCAGCCGAACGGGAUUACUGUCCACCGUGACAGAUCACGCCACGACGUCUCCGACGCCAUCGUCGGCCCAAGCGGUACAGCAAUCGGUCAAUCGACUGGGCAAUCUCGACUGGUUGAUUCACUCGCUCAACACUAACCUGCCCGAUCCAGCCACGCUCAUCCGCGAGCCUAAUCUCACCCCUAACUUGAAACACUUGAUCCAUGGCAGCAGCGUCAAUAACAGCAGCGCACAACAGCGAUCACCUCAGCAUGUGACCGAUCAGGGCAAAUCACCUUUUAAUAAUCGGCAUCAUUCGUUCAGUAGUAGUCUGCCUGCUCGUGCUAACUUUGUCCCGGUGACGGGAAUGGCCAACACCAGCACAAACACUAAUAACAAAUUUCCCAAAUCAUCAGAUAGUGUCAUGUCCUGGAACUCGUCACUGAGCGGCGACCUAGAUAUGUCGGGCAAUCGUCCGACUACGCCGGCCUUCCCGGUUAUCCCUCGAACGCCUUACCUUAACGUGCACCAUCAAGGCUACGGUGGCCGUCAUUCGGUCGACUCGCCCGUCACACCGACCUCGUCCCAUUCAGGAGCCGGCCUGCCACCCAAGAGUCCAACUAUCCAACGACGCUAUCCAGCCGGUUACCAGCAGGUUAAUAUCCAGCCUUAUUCGCCCACUCCGUCCUCUACCGCUAAAAUCCUUCGCAAAUGGCCCUCCAACUCCUCGGUGUCGAGCAAGGAGAGAUCGAUUUCACCAUCGCCCUCAUCCGCAUAUUUGGGUCAAUCGCAAUCUCGACGUUCUUCCGUCCAAUCCGUUAGCGGAUUGAGCGAGCCACAAGAAGUCAGCUCUGUUCACGUCAAUUUCGUCAAAGACAAUUCCCGUUAUUGGUACAAGCCCAAUAUCGCCCGUGAAGAUGCCAUCAAUAUGCUUAAGGAUCAAUCUCCUGGAACGUUCAUCGUCCGCGAUUCAAACUCCUUCCCAGGCGCUUUUGGUUUGGCCCUCAAGGUGGCCACUCCACCUCCGCACGUGGCUGGAAAGAAUAUGGCAGACCCAUCCAGCGAGCUCGUUCGCCACUUCCUUAUCGAGCCAACCUCGAAGGGUGUCCGAAUCAAGGGCUGUAGCAAUGAACCUGUUUUCGGGUCCCUAUCGGCUCUUAUCUACCAACACUCUGUGACACCGUUAGCUCUGCCCAUCAAGCUAGUUCUACCGGAUAGUGAUUUGAUUUUCAAAGAUGGUAGUUCGAUGGCGGUGCAAUCGCUUUCCAAUCCGACGACUCAACUGCUCACUCAAGGAGCCGCCUGUAGUCUGCUUUAUUUGUUUACCAUGGAUACGGAAUCGUUGACUGGACCCCAAGCCAUCCAGCGCACGAUGACCCACUUGCUGGAAACGAAACCGCUACCAGUGCCAACCAUUGUCCACUUUAAAGUCUCGUCGCAAGGAAUCACCCUCACUGAUAAUGAGAGGAAACUCUUUUUCAGACGACACUACCCUGUGUUGACGGUUUCUUAUUGUGGCCUGGAUCCGGAGGAUCGACGCUGGAACCAGCGCAGCGAAGAAACAGGCCUGCCUAUUAGUUCAAAUCGAUGCUUCGGAUUUAUUGCUCGUAAGCAAGCCAGCAAGACUGAUAACCAGUGCCACAUUUUUGCUGAACUUGAAGCCGAACAACCCGCCACGGCUAUCGUCAACUUCGUUACUAAAGUCAUGAUGACCUCUUCAUCGCCUAGCCCGAGCAAAAAUAACGUCUAAAUUGCUGUUGGUUGGUGUAUAACUUGUUGAGCUCUAGUUUGGCUUUUUUUUUUUGUUUUGUUUUUAUAGUGGUUUAUUUAACUAUUUGGUUUUUCAUUCAAAAUGGGGAGGGAAGCACAUCCCGCCCUGAACAUUUACUAAAAACACACAGGCACACACUCGCUAAAGUAACUGAUUGGAAAUGUUUUUCUCCUGAAAAAAAAAAAAAAAAAAAAAAAAGUGCGGCUGUACCUGUUUGUACAAUUUGCAGUUGUUUCCCUUGGCCACUCUCAUCACUAAUCCGUCACGAGACAUUUUCUGCAUGCCUAAUUCGUUUUUUACUCAUUGUUGUUUCUUUCGUAGACCAUUGACACUUGUACACAUACCAUUUAACAGACAGGUCUUUUUUCUUUUAACUGUAAAUAUCUUCCAUCCCACUCUAACUGUUAUGGAUUACUGUCGUUUUCAUUUUUAUUUUCACCUUAUUUUUUUUGGGUGGGUAUGCAAAACAUUUACCGAUUUUUUUUAUUAUUUACAUGAAUUUGUUUAUGACGCAGUUUCACACAAUUUAUUAAAAGAAACAAAAAUAUGAAAGUAGGAAGAGGGAAAAAAAAUUAAUGGAUUCCCAUUUUUAUGUGCCAUUUUAAUGCCAUGCUGCAGAAAUCCAGCCUUUAAUGCCCAGAAUUAGAGAGAGAAAGAAAGAGAGAGACAUUGUAGUGGCACGGAACUCCAUUAUACUUCUCUUCACUGUCCACUUUGGCUAAGUAGCAAGAACAUGAAGUCUCUAGCAUGAAGAGCUUGAUUAACAAUUUACUUGCUCGUCUUCGUCUAGCGCACAUGCACAGUACUUUGCCACUUUUUUUACGUUACUUCGACGCCCAUUUUUUUAUUUUUUACAUUGGAUUGGUGACAUAAGCCUGUAGAAUUAUACAUAAUGACUUGACUUAUAAAUAUGCAUAUAAAAACAUUUCAUCGUAAUACAUAACCAAGUGUUCCUAAUAUUAAAACAAACGGAUAUUUGAUAUAUUGACGCGCGUGUGUUUGUGGAUUUUUCGAUUGAUUUUGUUGGUCUUCGUGCAGUAGCUGAACACAAAAAUACACAGCUUCCAUUCUCUUCCCGAA
Messenger RNA from Daphnia magna, 7495 nucleotides. RefSeq names its product tensin-2 (gene by). Lineage: Eukaryota; Metazoa; Arthropoda; Branchiopoda; Diplostraca; Daphniidae. The record is from RefSeq and is a predicted model, not a curated record. The transcript has 21 exons. Gene Ontology annotation, molecular function: protein binding. The coding region runs from base 1001 to 6394 and encodes 1797 amino acids.